Paramecium octaurelia is the source of this 861-nucleotide messenger RNA. Lineage: Eukaryota; Ciliophora; Oligohymenophorea; Peniculida; Parameciidae. The record is from the annotation of a GenBank genome assembly.
UUUAAUAAAACAACUAUAGGUUAUCAAUGAAUCAAAUAGAUUAAAAGUACACUUUGCCUCCUCUUCGUAUAUCUGAGAUACAAGAGAUACUUAGAUCUUCAAAUGAAUAACAUAAAAAGGAAAUUAUUUCCAGUUACAGGGAUACGAAGAAAAAAAAACAAAAAGAAAUUGCAUAAUUAGAGAAAUAUAAGGUCAUUGAAAGAAAAGGUGUUAUUUGUAAUCAAGUUUAGUAUUCAAUUCACAAAGUAAAUUGUAAGGGCAAACCUUAGGGAAGACUUUAGAUAUAUUUUUAUGCAAGGAACCAAUGAUAGAUGAUUAUCUAAAACGACAUAUUAUUGCUCCUCAAAGAAAUUUAGAGAAGGGUCUAAAAGAUAGUAAAGAUGAGUUCUUAUUCUCUAGUAAAGACUGGAAAAAACUAACUUUUGGAUGGAAGAUGCUUUGGAGAUAUUCCUUAAGAUAAAUUAAGUAAAAAAGAAAAGCAAUCUUAGGAGUAUUGGAAUCAAUACAAUACAUAACUAUCUGAAUAAAGAUAUAAAAUACUAUUGGAUUCUUAGACUGGUUUGCAAAAAAAAGUGAAUUAAUAAAACAGACUCUAAGCUUUAAAAAUCUUUGUACCUAAUAAGUAUUCACCUGGAUUCUUUGAUGAUCACCCAUCGUAAAUCUUAGGUUUCAGGUAUAAAUUACAUAUUAGUUAGUGAAAUGCAUAAGCAUUCAUAACCAUAAAUUUGGAGCCCAAAUUGUUUUUAUGGUGAUUCAUUUGAUGAAAGUCUAAAGCAAUAAUAAUAAUCAAAAAAAAGCAACUCAAAACUCAGUAAUACUAUAUUAAAAGAUCACAGUAAAUAAUCUAUAAAGAUUGAUUGA